Messenger RNA from Exaiptasia diaphana, 1845 nucleotides. Its product is annotated as transcription factor E2F3. Gene Ontology annotation, molecular function: RNA polymerase II cis-regulatory region sequence-specific DNA binding; protein dimerization activity; DNA-binding transcription factor activity, RNA polymerase II-specific. Gene Ontology annotation, biological process: regulation of transcription by RNA polymerase II. The coding region runs from base 208 to 1407 and encodes 399 amino acids. Lineage: Eukaryota; Metazoa; Cnidaria; Anthozoa; Actiniaria; Aiptasiidae. The record is from RefSeq and is a predicted model, not a curated record. Gene Ontology annotation, cellular component: RNA polymerase II transcription regulator complex. The transcript has 6 exons.
UCGUGUGGAAAGGCUUUCUUGCAMAUAGUAUAAACAAUCGUUUUCAAUCAGACAAGAUUCUGGAGGCAUCGAGUCACUAGAUACGGCUAGCUUUCAAAUCAGUACUUUAUCAAUUCUUUCAGAGCUAGGUUUAUUGUUUAUGAUCGUACUAUUUCUCUGUAUUUGGUAUUAGAAAAUUUAAAUCCGAUAUCACCUCUKCAAACCAAUAUGGCGACCAAAAGACCUCCACAGUUAUCUCAUGGCCGUCAUCCUUUACGAUCGAAUUCUCCCCAAAGAAAUUCUGUACUGGAAGAAUGUAAAGAAUACUCUAAAGAUGUCUGCAAAGGAAAGGGUAGCGGUGGCUCGAAUUUGAAGCCUGCUUUCACACCAGAUUCGAGUGUUCACCGAAGCAAAAUCGCAUCUACAACACAACAAUCAAGGCCACAGGCCAAAAGAAGGCUUGAMCUCGAUGAAUCACCUAAGUUCUACGGUUCUAAUUUUAAGACACCGAAGGCUCGCGGCGGAAAGAGACGAAUUCGACGAGAUUCUGAACCAUAUCCKCAUCUGAUUGCAACAUCUCCCUUAGAAAAGACACGUUAUGAUACCUCACUUGGCAUUCUCACAAAGAAAUUUGUAGGACUUAUUCGUGCAUCACCUGAUGGAGUACUAGACCUGAAUCAUGCGGCAGAUGUUUUGUCAGUGCAGAAACGCCGUAUCUACGACAUCACCAAUGUUCUAGAGGGAAUAGGACUUAUUGAAAAGAAGUCUAAAAACAACAUACAGUGGAGAGGAUCAUGUAUGGGAAGCAGAAGUCGGGCUGAAAUAAGCCCUCUGAUUAUGGAUUUACACACUGAUAUUGCUGAUCUAGAAGCCAAGGAAAAUCUGUUGGACCAUCUYAUUGGAAACUGCAGAUCUGAACUGAAAUUUCUCACUGAAGACCAGGAAACAUCUAAAUUUGCAUAUGUAACCUAUCGGGAUAUUCGUGAUAUMAGAAACUUCAAAGAGCAAACUGUUAUUGCUGUCAAAGCUCCACCUGAAACUAGACUUGAGGUACCUGACCCUAAUGAGAGCAUCCAGAUWUGGCUUAAGAGUAUCAGAGGAGCAAUUGAAGUGUUCCUGUGCCCAGAUGACAAAGAAAAUGACCCUUGCAAACCUCUGAAAAACCUGUCACCGAUAAAAGCAGUUGCAUCAGUAGURCCUUCAGGAUCAAGCAAUGACUUCCCUGCACCACAAAUCAAACCAAGUUUAUCCCCAGAAGCAAGUCCUGAGAAACUGAGCAUGCUACUACACACUCAUGAUACUGUGCCCAAUGAUCUUGAAGAUGACUUGGCACCGUUGUCACCAUCAUUAACAGAUGAAGAGUAUAUGUUCAGUCUCAGUAAUACUGAAGGUAUAGCUGACCUUUUUGAUGCAUAUGAUAUUUGGUAAUAAAGGRGACUUCCUUCAUAAUGGUGAAUUAUAUAAAUGUGGUUGCCUGAUAUGCACCUUGAUCAAAAAUUUCAAAAAUGUUGUAAGUGAUAGUAAUUGUAUGAUAGCCUAAUCAAUUUUAAAUCAAUUUUAAAUUAAUGUUUGAUUCCACGUAGUCCAAUGAUAUAGACAUAGUUAUUUAAUAAUCUUAUUGCAGUAAUGAAAGGAUUAGACAGUAAUACUUCAAAUAUGUUGAGAUUUGGCUAUAUCGAACUGAAUUAGAAUGAAACRCAAGUAUUAUCCAGACAGUGUUGUGUAUUAGAAACUGCACAUAUAGGUUGUAUAGUGUGUAAAUAAUUUGAUAAUUUGGUAAUAAGUACAGUCUAGUGGGCACAAUAAUUCUUAGCUGUAUGAGUAUAUUACAAGUAAACAAUAUCACAUUAAAGGAGUAUAAUUUUA